Molecule: messenger RNA, 6687 nt
Organism: Branchiostoma floridae (Florida lancelet)
Lineage: Eukaryota; Metazoa; Chordata; Leptocardii; Amphioxiformes; Branchiostomatidae
Product: multidrug resistance-associated protein 1-like
Exons: 29
Coding region: 98-4714 (1538 amino acids)
Biological process (GO): transmembrane transport
Cellular component (GO): membrane
Molecular function (GO): ABC-type transporter activity; ATP hydrolysis activity; ATP binding
Source: RefSeq, a predicted model, not a curated record
GCUGCCGCACCUGGCCAGUACACGUGUGCUCUGUAGUUCCUUCUUUGGCUGUCUUCACGCCAACUACGAUAUGCGAGUCAGCUAAACUGCUUGGAAGAUGACGAGCAAUAUGGAUAGAUUUUGCGGAUCUACGUUUUGGAACGACAGUUUUCAGGAGAGCCCGGACCUGACGCCAUGUUUCCAGCAGACGGUACUGGUGUGGGUGCCCUGCUUCUUCCUGUUGGCAGUGGCCCCCCUGUACGUUCUCUAUCUGCGCAGGGGCAACAGAGGCUACAUUCAGAUGUCACGCAUCAACAAAGCUAAAACAGCCUUCGCUGUUUUGUUGGUUCUGGUGACGUCACUGGACUUGUUUAAGGCCCUCACAGACUUUUGCUAUGGCGAAGUGGUUCCAUCUGUGUUUUUUGUGUCGCCUCUUGUCUUGACCAUUACAAUGGGCGUAGCAGUCUUCCUCAUCCAGUAUGAGCGGUUAAAGGGAACACAGUCGUCAGGAGUGCUGUUCAUAUUCUGGCUGUUGGUUACUCUUUGCUGCAUCGCCACGUUCUACUCCAAGAUCUCUGUCUUGUGGAAGGAUGGUGUGGACGACAUAUUCCGGUUUGUCACCUUCUACGUGUACUUCACUAUGGUUCUCAUCCAACUCAUUCUGUCCACCGUGAGCGAGCAGCCUCCGCUGUUCUCCAAGAUCAACAGUGAUCCUAACCGAAGUCCUAAGGAAACCAGCUCCUUCCUGUCCCGAAUGACGUUCCUGUGGUUUACUCCACUUGUAAUCCUGGGUUACAAACGCGCCCUGGUGAUGACAGAUCUGCACACCCUGUCUGACUCCAACAAGGCUGAAAACAUCGCGCCUGGGUUUGAGAAGGAGUUACUGAAGGAGAUCGUCAAGUAUAAGAGGAACAAUAAGAAAGAAGUGAGAUUCAAGAACAAGAAAGUGACCGAGGCCAAGGACAAGUCUGAGCUGGAGAACCUAACAAAAGUAGAGACUGUGAAGGGCGGAGCAAAGCAUGAAUAUCCUUCCGUUUACAGAGCAAUGGUUCGCUACUUCCUGCCAACGUUCGCCACCAGCGCUGUCUUCAAGCUCUGUAACGACAUCCUGAUGUUUGUUAGCCCACAGAUUCUGGGGUGGCUGAUCGAAUUCACUAAAGACAAAUCGAUCCACUCCUGGAAAGGCUAUUCCAUAGCGGUUUUGCUACUGGUGACGACCACGCUACAGUCACUUUUUAAUCACCAGUUCUUCUACCGUGUCAACGUCUGGGGCAUGCGCGUCAAGACUGCCAUCACCGCUGCUAUAUACAAAAAGGCUCUCUUACUUACUAAUGAGGCCAGAACGUCCCUGACUGCUGGAAACAUGGUGAACCUGAUGACAUCCGACGUCACGAAGAUCCAGAUGCUGUGUCAGUCGCUUCACUCGGUGUGGGCAGCGCCACUGCAGAUCAUCGUGGCCAUGUACUUCCUGUGGCAGACCCUCGGACCGUCUACUCUGGCCGGCCUCGGCGUCAUGAUCAUACUCAUCCCUAUCAACGGCGUGAUCGCAGGCGGAACAAGAAAACAAGUGACAAAGCUAAUGAAGAAGAAGGACUCACGCCUGAAGUUGCUGAAUGAGGUACUCAAUGGAAUCAAAGUGCUGAAGCUGUACGCCUGGGAGCUGUCAUUCAGGCAGAAGAUCGAAGCUCUCCGGCGCAAAGAACUGCAGUACAACCGGAAGAAAGGAUACUUCGCGAGUCUGUUCUUCCUCACGUGGAGCUGUGCACCAGUUCUGGUCGCUAUAAUGACAUUUACGGUGUACGUCAUGGCAGACGAGAGGAACGUCUUGGAUGCAGAGAAGGCAUUCGUGGCUCUGUCCCUCUUCAACAUCGUGCGCGCUCCGCUCAACAUGCUGCCAUCUCUUGUCAUGAGCAUCGUUCAGGUGAGGGUUUCUCUCCGUCGUCUGGGAGAAUUUUUCGGGGGAGACGAGCUGGACCCAGAAAACGUGCACAAGGAGACAAUACCCGGACGAACUAUCGGUGUGGACGAUGGGACCUUUAGCUGGGGAAAGGAGGAGGACCCGAUUCUUAAAAAUAUCAACCUCACCAUCCCUGGGGGUGCAUUGGUGGCAGUGAUUGGUCAGGUCGGAUCGGGCAAGUCAUCCCUGCUGUCUGCACUGUUGGGGGAGAUGGAGAAACAAGGGGGACGAGUUGCUGUUCUGGGAAGUACAGCUUACGUUCCACAGCAGGCGUGGAUCCAGAACGCUACCUUGCGGGACAACAUCUUGUUCGGCAGCCCGUUGAACCAAAGCCGCUACAACGAGGUGCUGGAGGCCUGUGCCCUCAGGCCAGACUUGGAGAUGUUGCCAGCCGGAGACAACACAGAAAUUGGUGAGAAGGGUAUCAACCUGAGCGGCGGACAGAAACAGCGGGUUAGCUUGGCCCGCGCAGUGUACAGUGGCUCCAGUGUUUACUACCUUGACGACCCCUUAAGUGCUGUGGAUACUCACGUCGGAAAACAUAUCUUCAACAAAGUUAUUGGUCCGAAUGGCUUACUCAAAGGAAAGGUAAGGAGCUAUAAGCCCUUUCACAGAGUUCGCUACGCAUGUCGAGGACUGACAGGAAUUCUGGGUAAUAUGUCAAAGGUGAAGCAUGAAUGUAAAAAGUCCGCCAUUUUGCAGGAGUCAUUACGUUCCGGACAUUGUCACGCAAUUCUUAACCGGUAUGGUAUAGACGAGAAUGUUGGGCCUUCUGAAAUCAUUCUUCAUAAAGGUGAAGUAGAACUGCUGCCCGAAAGGAAGUGUGAUACAAAUGAAGAAAACACCAAGAAAGAUGGAGACACAAGGGAAGACGGCGACAGCUGUUCUGUGAAAGCGCCCGAGAAUUCAAGUCAUGGUCCGAAUAAAGAAGGUCGCCAAAACGGUCAGCCCAUGGCCCGUAAGGAGGAGACAUCGACAGGAAAGAAAGUCCAACUCCCUGAGAAGAAGGAUAAACUUAUAGAGAAAGAAAAGUCCAAGACUGGCAAGGUAAAGGCGUCCGUAUACAUGGCGUAUGUGAGGUCUGCUGGUAUAGUUUUACCCGUCCUCGGGGUACUGGGUCUGACUGCUCAACAGGCCGCUCUGGUCGGGUCCAACUUCUGGCUGAGUGACUGGAGUGAUGACGCUGUAGUCAAUGGUACCCAGAGCGCAGGGCAAAGGAACAUCAGGCUUGGGGUGUAUGGCGCUCUCGGAAUGGCACAAGGACUUUUGGCGACAGCAGGAGCCUUUUGCCUUAUAUUAGGGGGCAUCCGGUCCUCGAAAACGCUUCACAAAGACGCUCUGCUGCAUGUCCUACGGGGGAGCCUUCAGUACUUUGAUGUAACGCCACUGGGCCGUAUUGUGAACCGGUUUUCUCAAGAUUUGAACACCAUCGACAACAGCAUGCCGAGCAUUAUCGGGAUGCUGCUGAACUUCAUCCUCACGUUGAUGGCCACCAUGUUGGUCAUCAGCAUCUCAACUCCGAUCUUCCUGGCCGUACUUCUGCCUGUUGCUGUUUUAUACUUUUUCAUACGGCGAUUCUAUAUAGCGACAUCCCGUCAGCUGCAGCGACUGGAAGCCGUCAGCAGGUCUCCGAUUUACUCCCACUUUAACGAGACGCUGCAGGGCACCAGCGUCAUCCGAGCGUACGGGCGGACGGACCAGUUCGGCCGGGAGAAUCAAGACAAAGUGGACCACAGUCAGGCAGCAGCGUAUCCUGGUAUCGUCGCUACUAGGUGGCUUUCAAUGGGACUGGACGUUGUAAGCAACAUCAUCAUCUUCUUCGCCGCACUAUUUGCUGUGGUCGGCCGAGAAUCCCUCACCCCGGGACUGGUCGGGCUCUCCAUAUCAUAUGCACUGCAGGUUACUCUCUUCCUAGGCGGAGUGGUGCGUGUAUCCAGUCAACUGGAGGCUAGUAUAGUGGCCGUGGAAAGGCUGAAGGAAUACGAAGAAACAAAUGAAGAGGCUGAUUGGACGUCGGACGGCAAGAGACCACCGGACAGUUGGCCUAGUGAAGGAAGAAUCCGCUUCAACUCGUACCAGACCCGGUAUCGUGAGGGACUGGACCUGGUUCUGAGGGACAUCACAGUAGACAUCGGGAGCGGAGAAAAGAUAGGCAUCGUUGGUAGGACAGGAUCAGGAAAGUCCUCCCUGGCCUUGGCCUUAUUCCGUAUCAUCGAAUCGGCGGGUGGAGACAUCGUCAUUGACGGGAUCAACAUCUCUAAUAUCGGACUGCACGACCUGCGGUCCCGAAUCAGCAUCAUUCCACAGGACCCUGUGCUGUUCUCGGGCACACUACGCAUGAACCUUGACCCCUUCGAACAGCAUGCUGAUGUGGACAUCUGGCUGGCUCUGCAGCUGUCUCACCUCAAGAACUUCGUCGUGAACUUGGAGAAAAAGCUGGAGCACGACGUGACGGAAGGAGGACAAAACCUCAGUGUUGGUCAGAGACAGCUGGUGUGCCUGGCACGUGCCUUACUGAGGAAGUCCAAGAUCCUGGUUCUGGACGAGGCCACAGCUGCCGUGGAUCUGGAGACAGACGACCUGAUCCAGUCCACCAUCCGGACACAGUUCGCUGACUGCACCGUGCUGACCAUCGCACACAGGCUCAACACUAUCAUGGACAGUACAAGGGUUCUGGUGCUUGAUGCUGGCCAGAUAGAAGAGUUCGACACUCCUGAAAAUCUCAUCUCUGCCAAAGGAAUGUUCUACGGUAUGGUCAAAGAUGCCGGGUUGGUCUGACGGAAGUAGUUCUAUUGAAACAUAUGUCCAAGUAUCUUGGUCGAUAAGAUCGUCAGAAGCCGGCUGAGACAACGGUUUACCGGUUUCAACCUUUUAUUCAAAGUCUUCAUCAAAAUUGGAAAUAUGUCCAAGUAUCUCGUAAUGGCGUACGUAGUUCACUGUUUGGUCAGGUUUGAAGGAAUGGCAAUCCAACGAUUGCUUGAAUCAUACGUUUCUGUGACUAAGUCUUACAAACCAGGAUGAGUACAUGUGUGGUUAUCUAAGAUGUUCAUAUUGAUAUGGUAUCAGUAUUUCUGACCGCUUUCGAAAAUAAUGUCAGAUUGCAUGCUCUGUUAGUCCAAUUAUUGAUAGACUUAGUGACAGAUUCAUCAGUUGAAACAUGUCAACAGUUUGUAGAUUGCAAUGUUCAAGUGACAUCGUCUGUUCAUGUACUGAUUGAUAAUUUUGUAAUCCUAUAAGUUACGUUACAUAUAGUACAAAGAGCACAUUAUUACUUAACUACGACAAUGACUAGGAAAUGACAUAAGUUAAACGUUUCUUAUAUAUUGUUACUUGUGUGCUAUUGAGCGGUUCUGAAUUGAUUUCAUGUAUAUCGUAAAAUGAUCAGUAGCUUUACAUCUGUGGUUAACAACUGUGUAAUUUAGUUUAUGUCAGAUUAUGGUUGUAUCUGAUGUUAUCAAACAAUUGAGCAAAUGAUUUGAAUAGAAUAUGACAUCUUGGUGGCUAGACUAGCGAUUAGCUAAUUGUACCAGUACCAGAAAUAGUACCAGUAAUAAUGAAUGAAUGUAAUAUGUGGACAGUUUUAUCACAUCCUUGCACUAAUGUUAAAACAUUGAUGCUAACAAAUGAAACAGCUAAAGUACAAAAUGUAGCUUUUAUUUCAUCAUCCAUCAAUAAGCUUAUUAUUUACAUCACUUUACUAUAGUACCAAAAGUAAUACAUGAUAUGGGUUCCUUCCAUAUUUGCAAAAAUCACAAAAAUUCAAUCAAUAUUAGACUCAUUUAGCUCAAUGACAUGCUUCUCUAUAUCAGCAACACAUGCAGUAUAGUUUAUCCAGUGCACAGCAUCACAGCAUUAAAUCUUACCAGAAUGUUAGCACAUUAUAUCUAUAUUAUUACUAUACAGGAUAAUGAAAAAGCAUCACCAAUGGAAUUUAUAGCUAACAGCAUAAUUCAGCCUGAAACAUCAUGAUUAUGACCCCUCCAAAGAUUAAAAUGGAUGUCCAAGGUCUCAACAUCACAUUUUUUGUCAACCUGAUCACUGUUAUAGGGAAAGCUGAUCUUGGAACACCACAGGCACAUGUGCCCAUAUCAUUCACGAGUUAACAUACAUUUGUCAGAGCAAUGUCUCAUAAGCUUAUCAACUGUAUGCAAUAAUUCUGACUUGUUUAAAAUUACAGAUAUAUGGUCCUCAUCUUACACAAUGGAAUGGAACGUAAAACAUUGGUCAAAUCAGUACCUCAAAAGAAGGCAUGCUACUUUCAUAUCAAUAGUCUUCAUAUAUCCACUACAGCUUUGUUGAAAUAUAUCUUUAGAUGUACAUAGAGUUCUUUAUCACUAUUUACAACAUCAUCCUAUUGCUGGUACACCUUGGCUAGUAUCAGUAAGGUACACAGCACCAGGAUCAAGUCAAACUAAGUUUCUUUGUGAUAAAAUCAGCCAGCUGAAAGUCUAAAACGAGUUAAAAUCUUUACAGCAUAGAAAGAGGGCUUAUCAGCCCUAUGUUAAGCCUAUUAUCAUCAACAUUUUGCAUGUGCUAGAGGUAUCUACAACUUCAUUAGACAUAGCAUGUAUAUACUCUAACACUUAUUCACGUGCAAGUACUUAAUCAUGCAUAAACUCACAAAAUUAGUACUCAGGCUAACUCCAUUAUUCACCUAUCCCUUAAAUCUUCCAAACUCAAUGUAUUCUAAACAAAUACAGAAGUUGUCUUUCAGCAUAAAAUCCCUAUCUUUAUCCCUGGUAUAUACAAAA